AUGGAGCUUAACAAUGCGGAAAAAAUAAAAAUUUGGCUGGGUAUACGGAUACCAGGACUGCCAGAUCCUCCUACACCAACCACUGAUCAUUUCAGGUUCUAUGAGGUUGUCUCUGAACAUUUCAUCCCAAAUUCUUAUGCUUGGAAUGUUGAACUGCUGGAUAAACUCUUUGAUGCAAACACUUCUAUGAAAAUACAAACUUUAUUCAUUGAUCCAUCUAAGGAAGAUGUUAUGCUAUGGAUACCUGCAAAAGAUGAGAAGUUUUUUGUCAAGAGCACCUAUAACAUGCUCACCAAGUGUAAUAGAGUCAUUCAAAUUAAUGGCUCUGACAUAAAACCACCAUUAUGGAAAAGAUUGUGGAAUUGCAAGGCAGCACACAGAGUCAAGCUUUUUGCUUGGAAAAGCAUCAGAGAUUUACAUACCACCAAGACUAAAUUAGCUUCCUACAACAAUGAACAAGAUAUUUGGUGCAGUGUAUGUGGUCAGUAUGAAGAAACCAUUGAGCAUUUAUUGUUUGAAUGCAGACAUGCAAGAGCAAUUUGGAGAGGGGUUAAUAUUAAUAUUGACUCAGACAUAUGUGAUGCAACUUUUCAGGGAGUUUCUCUAAACCAUCUGACCACUAUGCAUAAAAUAAGUUAUCACUUAUCAUCUCAUUUGCAUGAUUCAUCUAGUAUCAGUCUAGGCAUACAUUAUUAUGGUAUCUCUAGAUGGAUACCUCCUUUAGAGGGUAUUCAAAAACUUAAUGUAGAUGCAUCUUUCGAUCCUGAUAUUAACCAAUUGGGCAUUGGUAUUGUGCUACGUAAUCAUACAGGCGAAUGCCAAGGGAUUAUAGGAACAUACACUAAUGGAGCACUGGGUGCAUAA
Papaver somniferum (opium poppy) is the source of this 864-nucleotide messenger RNA. RefSeq lists its product as uncharacterized. Bases 1 to 864 code for a protein of 287 amino acids. Lineage: Eukaryota; Viridiplantae; Streptophyta; Magnoliopsida; Ranunculales; Papaveraceae. The transcript has 2 exons. The record is from RefSeq and is a predicted model, not a curated record.